UAACACCUGGAAAUGCGUGGGUAGGUCAGACACAGGCGCCAUAAAGAAGAAGAAACGGCAUACGUGUGUUCAGAUUCUCAGUUCAUCAUACCGUGACAGACAAUGGCGAGUGGUUCAUUUGAAAGUCCCCGAGUCCGCAAGGACAUGGAAGACAGGUUUAGCUGUCCUAUUUGCCUGUCUCCGCAGCUGAGGAUGGUGUCAGGCCUGUGUCAGCACCGUGUGUGUGCCUCCUGUCUGUAUGAGGACGACUCGGGGACGCUUAGUCUGACGUGCUGUCCGGUGUGUCAGGAGGAAGGUUGCUUUCCCAAAACGAGGCCCAUCAUACCAGAGGACUCUGUACUGGCGCAGAGGAGACUGGGUGUGGUCUCCUGCCCUAACGACGGUUGCCAAGAGGAAAUGUGGGAGUGGGAACUGCGGAACCAUCAAAGGGUCUGUGCUUAUGUCGUCAUAAUCGUCCUGGAUUCCCCUAGCCCACCCCCUGCUCCAGCCCGACCAAGAGUGACUGUCCAGGCGCCGGAGAGACCCCGCAGGCGCCAGCAGCCUAUGGUAAGGACAACCCGAACCGCGUCACGUAGGGUGGCUCUUGCCCGACAGCAGCGCACCCAUGGCACGCCGGGAAGGCUGACACCUGGACGGAGAGUUGCAGCAGCGCGCCGAACGCCAGCACGGCGUACUGCAGCUGCACCGCCGAAAACACCCGUCAGAAGAAGCAAGAGAACAGCAUGGCGAUUGUGAUACUGGAUCGAACGAAACCCUCGCAUCAAAUAUAUCAUCCGCACAGGCGCACAUGCAUUAUUUCAUGUUUCCAAGCCAAAAACGGUUUAUUUUUAACAGUACUGCAAAUCAUACGAAACAGCUGUAAAAUUAGCAAAUGUAUGCAACAAAUUGCAACAAAAUAUAUAUGAAUUGACUGAAAACAGAUACUUAUGUCAAAGAUUGCCAAAGUGAAGGUCAAUUUCAAGGUAAGAAGAAAUGUGAAUAUGUACUACUAUGGAUACGAUUGGGAAGGUAGAUUUUUUUUUCAGUCUGGAACUUGAACCGUUACUCUUUUCUAUAAACUGUUUGAAUUGCAUGUGUGUAAGUAUGAGGUUUUUCGUAUGUUUGUUUCUGUCGGAUUUGUCUUAUGUAUUAUGAAAUAAAACAGUUUCUUUUAAGA
Messenger RNA from Branchiostoma floridae (Florida lancelet), 1156 nucleotides. RefSeq lists its product as uncharacterized. The record is from RefSeq and is a predicted model, not a curated record. The transcript is spliced from 5 exons. Bases 103 to 735 code for a protein of 210 amino acids. Lineage: Eukaryota; Metazoa; Chordata; Leptocardii; Amphioxiformes; Branchiostomatidae.